Messenger RNA from Clonostachys byssicola, 1866 nucleotides. The record is from the annotation of a GenBank genome assembly. NCBI's taxonomy places the organism in Eukaryota, Fungi, Ascomycota, Sordariomycetes, Hypocreales, Bionectriaceae.
AUGUUUGAUGAUAUUGUCCGCGACUGCGAGAAAGCAGAAUCAUGGCCGCUUUGUCCAAGCAUGAAAGAAGGAGUCCAGGCCACCAUCCAUUCCCUCAACCAGAUCAACUCCCAGCUCACAUUGCGACGGGAGAGUCUAUUCAUCACCAAUUUGGCCAAGUUCAGACUUCUUUUACGGGAAGGCUACUCAACACAAAGCCACUGUCAAUCCAAGGAAGUCCGAAGCUUCGAUAUAUUGAAAGAGCAUCUGAACCGGCAUAUUGACAAGGGAAUUAAAGAUCCUAUAGUCCGCUACAUGUUAGUGUCUGAUGAACUCGCGAUCAUAGAUAUGUGUCUGACUUCUGACAGUUUUUUCUCCGCUGGCAAUUCCCGAAAACCACUGAACUGUACUCUGGAGGCAUUCCGCUUCCUUUGCACAUACCUACAAAUCUCACCCGAAUAUGCUGAUACUCUAUUGUCGUUUGGAGAGCCGAGCGGGGACAUCGUCGAGUUUCAUCAACCGUCCAGUCACCAGGAGUACUUUCUACCACCAGUAGCGGAAAGAUUCUUGAAAACGCCUGAGCUGGGACGGUCAGGAUGGGAAUUAAGAAAUAUAUACAAACUUUCGGCCAUGGAGCUAUCCGCAGAUGGCUAUUUCAUGCGCCAACAAGCUGUCCACCAUUCCUUUGACUUCGCCACAGGUAAGUCGUUAUUUAUCAUUACAAAGGCGAAUAAUAAUGCAAUCCGGCGACAAAUUGAGGCAAUAGGGAAGGGGGCUGUUCCAGACUCUACCGCCCGCUCCUUUCUCGAUUCUCUCGAGACCCAGCUUAUAUCAUUCACUUGGUGCGCUGACGGAUGGAAAGAACAUAUUGGAGUCUUGGAGCUAAAGAUACGCCAAAUUUCAAAGCGAAUACACAAUAUCUCCAUGUCCUCCGAAGACGAGCACAUGAAUUUUGAUCAUGGCGGCCAAUGGGCCAGCUCAGCGAAUAGUAAUUCUCCCUGGGAGAAUCAAGAUGGAGCGGGGCCACGACUUAAGUCGUUCAAACGCAUUAGCUCGGUCCUCUCUGACAACUUUCGUUGGAUUAACUCUGAAAGGAGGCUUGGCACUUCAUCAACUCUAGUAGUUGAACCUAAGAAGAUGAAAACUACGUCAGAGAGGCUACAAGAAAACACCGAGACGAUUCAGAAUUCGAUUAAGAGGAUCAAGAUAUUAGAAGAAUUCCCCUUCAGUGGGCUCCAAAAGCUGACUUCAGCCUGCCAAAAUCUUCAAGAGGCCAAACUUGUCAUGGGGCUAAACAUAGGGGUGCUGGUUGACAUUCGUGAGUUUUAUGAGGAUUUAUUUGAAGCUCUUGAAUUCCCGCCAGGCAUUAAAAAAUACCAUGCCACCGAACUGCAAACCUUUUUGAGGAGAAUGAGAGCCUCUGAAAAAAAGCUCUCGACCCAGUGUACGAGAGUGGAUGCACUGAUCAAUAUCACGAACGAUGGGAAGAAUUUGUAUAACUCAAUCCAACAGCGCCAAAGCGCAGAAACGAGUACUUUAUUCGCUAUGGAUGCCCUUGGAACCUCGAUAAGAAUGGAAAGCUCCACGAAACGGAUGGAAGACAUCGCCCAGAGCACAGAACGCGAUACCGCUUCUAUGCACGUGAUCACCUUUUUCGCCUUGGUUUUUCUCCCUGGCACCUUUCUUGGGAGCUUCUUUAGUACCCCAAUAUUUGAUACCACUUCAAAGGAGAGCCCUUGGGAAAUGAAUUGGGGGCUCCUUUGGCUCUUUUUGAAAAUAUGCUUCCCCAUGAUGGUCAUCACCAUUCUUCUGUGGGGCAUCUAUGUAUACGUGGCCAAAUUCCGACGGCUGCAGCGGCAGCGGGCACGAGAAGCACAGCUGUGCUAG